AUGGCUAAGUCCUGUGAAGCACAGGACUUGGGAACCAUGAAGGUCCUCAUCCUUGCCUGUCUGGUGGCUCUUGCUCUUGCAGGGGAGAAGGAACAACUCAGCAUAACCAGUGUGACUGUAGAAGACAUUGAGGGCAGUGAGCAGAAACCCGAGACAUUUGAAAAUAACAAACAGCAGCAAAAAGAGGAUGAGCGCCAGGCCCAAAUCCAGCCCAUUGUCCAGCCGCAGCCUCUUCGCCCUCGUUACCCUGAGCCCAUCUCUUACCCUGUUCUUUCACAAAACAUCCUGCCUCUUGCUCAGCCUGCUAUGGUGCUGCCUGUCCUUCAGCCUGAAGUGAUGGGAGUCCCCAGUACUAAGGAGACCAUCUUUCCUAAGCACAAAGUGAUGCCACUUCUUAAGUCUCCUGUAGUGCCAAUUGUUCAGCGCCAAAUCCCAAAUCUCACUGAUCUAAGAAAUGCACAGCUUCCUUUGCCUGUGCUCCAGGCCCUGAUGUCUCAGGUCCCCCAGACUCUUGUUCAGACUCCCACGCUUCCUACUCAGUCCCUGUUCUCCCUUUCUCACCCCAAUGCUCUGCCUUUUUCCCAAAAAGUGAUGACCCAACUCCAGAGAGCUAUGCCCGUCCAGACUCUUCUGCUGUAUCAAGAGCCUCUGCUUGACCCUACCAGGGAGUUCUACCCUGUGACUCAGCCUGCUGGCCCAGGUCACAAUUUCCAACAAGUGGAUGUGGGACCUGCUGCUUCUGUGUCCAACCCCUCCUACAGUGUCAAUAUGGCUUCUCCUUUACACCCUUAG
Molecule: messenger RNA, 792 nt
Organism: Molossus molossus (Pallas's mastiff bat)
Lineage: Eukaryota; Metazoa; Chordata; Mammalia; Chiroptera; Molossidae
Product: beta-casein-like
Exons: 7
Coding region: 1-792 (263 amino acids)
Cellular component (GO): extracellular region
Source: RefSeq, a predicted model, not a curated record